This is a messenger RNA of Racocetra persica, 163 nucleotides long. The record is from the annotation of a GenBank genome assembly. NCBI's taxonomy places the organism in Eukaryota, Fungi, Glomeromycota, Glomeromycetes, Diversisporales, Gigasporaceae.
UCAGCAAAUAUGAUAGUCAAUAAAGAACUUGCGCAAAGGCUUUAUAAUAAUAAACAUACUUCUACUAAUCUUGAUUCUGGUUAUGAAUCUAACACUACAUUCUUUUUCCAAAGUAAUUUGAUGAUACUAUCGCAGAAGAAACAGAAUGACUUGUUUGGUGUUG